Messenger RNA from Theobroma umbraticum, 4170 nucleotides. It is a transcript of the gene MAKR6, whose product is annotated as membrane-associated kinase regulator. The record is from RefSeq and is a predicted model, not a curated record. NCBI's taxonomy places the organism in Eukaryota, Viridiplantae, Streptophyta, Magnoliopsida, Malvales, Malvaceae.
UUCUUCCAUUAAUCUUUGAGCUCGCCCGGGGAACCACCUGGCAAGUGGCCAGUCACAGCUUAGCAUCUCUCUCUCUAUCUCCAAAAACGACGUCGUAAUAAUAUCCUUGUUUAUUGAGAGCCCGGGCAUUCUACAUCUAAUGCAUAAUGUAAACAAUUUCGAUCCGCCGAUUCUAUUCAAUCCGCUGUUGCCUCGAUCUCAACCGCUGGCUCCUACGCUCUCUCUGGAUUCCCCAUUCUUCUUUUCCCUCCAAAUUCUAGGGUUAGGGUUUUGAAUUCUCAAGAGCCCCGUUAUACUCAACCACUGCUUACGUGUCGCCGAUGAACCCUUCGAGUCUCUAAGUUAUGUCCUCUGGAUCACUUCAUUCUGGCUGGUAGGAUUUUGGACACUUUAUUCCUAGCUCGUACAGUGGUGGGGUUAGAAAGGAGUUCUUGAGAUAGAGGACAUGCCUUUUAAUUUUAUAGCUUCACGACAGAUGCAGAUGAAGGUCUCUCUGGGAUGGCUAUCCUCCACUUUUGUCUUUCAAACUUUCAUCCCCUGCCAUCUGACGGGUACAGGUUUAGUUUUUGCGGAAAGUAGGAAUUUGACAUCAGUUUGGGCUGCUCAUGUUUCCACUGGUAUACUGCUCUUACAGGUCAACCUUAGCUUGUUGCCUAGACCCUAGUCUUCCUUUUGCUACAGUCACUAUCUCAAGUUUAGAGCAAUCCAUUGUGGCAAGACACCUAGUUGCAAUUGCCCUUUAUGCUGUGGUUGUUUCAAUUUGUGCCUCAAUCUUGGUGGAGAUUGUUUUCUCAAGGGUUAUUACUCUCCCUCUUUUGGCCCAAGUGCAUGCCUGGAUGGUGUUUAAUUUUGCAUCCUUUUGAGCUGCUAUGAUCCACUGAAGCUGUUGACAGAUAAUAUGCCAAGAGUAAGUCCACUUGGAACUUUGUUAAAGUUCCUUUCUUCGGGGCUGUUAUAGAAAAAAUAGUUAGAUUCACUUUUUUUUUCUGCAUCUAAAUUUGCCAGGUCUUCAUGCCUGCCAAUUCAGAGUUAAAGGUGCAUAAUUCAAGAAGCAGGUCCAAGCACUUUGUGAAUCUUCUAAUAGUUGAAGUUUCCCUUCCAUUUGCUAGCUAUGCAUACAAAGUUGUUUUAUGGUGUUUAUUUACUACUUUUUAUACGUACUGCUCAGUUAUAAAGGUUAUCAUACCAAUAAUGGAUAUUAUAUAUAUUUAAAUUUUUAUAUGUUAAGAUGUUAGAUGAACUGAAUGGAUGGUUUUUCCUCAAUCCAUAGUGAUAUUUUGUGCAAUCAAAAACAUUCUUUUCAGAACUUAACUGCUUUAUGAAUGCUUAGAUUCUCUAUCUAUUGCUUGUUGUCUUGAAGGAGGCUACAAUGUAGGGACCAGUUGGUUUCAAGUCACUUUCUAUUUUUGGCUUUUGGCCCAGAAACCUAGGUCAAUGUCUAUUUCAUUCUCCGACAACUGUAGGGACCCUUGUCUGCUAUUUUUGUUUUUGUAGAUUGUCGGUAAAUUAUAAUUACUUCUAGUUUUAAUGAAAGGACAUCACUUUCUCAAGCUUUCAAGUAUUGAGGAGAUCAAACUCACCACCACUAAGAGAAUUAGUGGAUGCAAAAGCCUGAAAUUCCCUUACCAAUAGAACUUGGUGAUAUUUGGUUUUCCCUUUUUCUUCUUGUUGAGAUUUCUAAUGUAUCUCCUUAACUGAUUCAAGGACCAAACUGCAGAAACGUGUGACAAUGAGCAUCAUUUUAUUUUAUUUUAUUUUCUAUACCCAGCACUAUUAUUUUUGUUCAUUGUCUUCUUUUAUAAUUGUUAGUAAUGAAUUGGAGGACUUCAUGUUAUUGUCUGUGUCAAAAUUUUGUAAUUCUGGCUGAGCAUUGUUUUUGUGUUUUGACCCACUUUUCUUAACCGACAUGCUUUUGCUUCUCUUUCAAUUCUCCUUGUAGCAUAAGGUAUAUUCAAUGCUGUGAAUAUAAACUUAUCUGCAGGUUUUGGAAGUAUUACAAUUUGAUAAUGUACACUUGAUAGGAGUUUAAGAAAUUAGCAGAAGUUUGUUUGCCAUGGUUAUGCAAUUUUAGUCGGAGUGGGAAGGUGUACUCUUUAUAGUUUCUUUAUAUACUUCCCUGUAAUUUUUGUUUUUAAUGUUGAUUUUGAUAACUCUUUUGAGACAUUGGGGUAUGGGUAUGAAGAUAAACUGUUUACAUAACAUAUUAAAUUAAGAAAAAUGCACAGCAGCUUCGUACGCACAUUUUGUCACAUUCAUAGUUUCAUUAUUUAAUGUACCACUGGCAUUUAUUGUGGUAUAAAAAAAGCAUUUUAUCCUUUUAAGUUGAGCCUUAAGUCUUAGCAGGUAGGAUGUAAGCAUCAGAAUGGUGAACUCACCUUUUCAAAUUGGUGGUACCAUCCCACCAAAUUAAUGCUAAGACAUUAGAAUGUGACGAGUGGAUGAUGAAACUAGGAGCAAAGUGAAAUCAACAAUUCUGACUUGAACAUAGGAAUAGGUCGUUUAGGUUUGUUUAAGGAGGAACUUUGAGGAAAGUGAAAUCAACAAUUCUGACUAGAACAUAGGAAUAAGUCAUCUAGGUUUGUAGAAGGAGGAACUUUGUAAAGUAAGAAGACAGUAGUUAUUCUUUUAUUGUGGUUUAAGUAGCAUCUUGGAUAAAUUAUGCUUGUGCAUGAACCUGCUCCUCCUAAACCCCAAUUGCCUUUUCAUUGUUGUUGUUUCACUUUUUAUAGAAUAGAUAAAUAUAUGAGAAAUGAUAGAAAGAGUAGAUUAUUCUGUGCUUGCUUUAGUUUCUGGAAGUGCUGCUUGAGAUGAAGAUGAAGUAUAUACAGGAACCUAAUUUCUUUGUAUAUUUACUUUCUUCUGAUUGUAGAUUAAACAAAUUUGCAAUGAGAGGUCAUCUAUUUUGCAAAGUUAAAAGGAAGUGUGGGGUAAAGGGUUGAUGCAACAGUACACUAUGAGUGCUAGUGGGGGCUCACAUUUCUGUUUCUUUUCUCCUUUUCCCUUUUCAAUUAUUAAAAUUCACAUAUAUAUAAAACUGGUAGGGGGAGGAUAUUAAGGUAUAUAAAUAUAUUUGAGAUAUGUUACAGAAGAGGCGGGCCUUUGCUAUUGCCCACAUUGUAGUCCCUUUCCCUUACAGUACAAAUUCAAUCCCUUCUCCUCUGUUUUCCUGCAUCCCUUAAUAGAGUGGAAGCCAUGGAAACUUCCCAGCCCCUCUCCAUUGAAAGCUUUUCAUACAGUUGGUUAGUAAACCUAAAGCCUUCUUUAGAAAGUCUUGACAGCUCCCUGAGGGCCUCAUUUGAUGCAUGUGAUGAAGCUUCCUUCAUUGAGAUGGACCCGAGAAUGCCACCCUCCAGGAGAUUCUUCAGAAAUUCUCAAGAUUUUAAGUUUGACUUUCCCAUCUCACAAACUCCUCUCACCCUUGUUCAUGCAGAUGAGCUCUUUUCCAAUGGUUAUGUCAUGCCUUUCUUUGUUAACCCUUUGAAGAUGGAGGCAUAUGAAGUCUCUAAUUCAACUUCAACCCUGCCUACCUCUUCACAUGCACCAAACCUUGUGGUUCCAGCUUGUAAAACAAGCCGUCCUUCUUUGAGAAGGUGUCGAAGAUUGUCCAAACGAAUAUUUUUGAAAUAUUUGGAUUUUCUCAGGCCAUUAUACAGAAGAAUACGAGGACGCAAGUCAAGUGGUAGAGCUGAAAGUGUUGAUGCAAGAGUUCAGGUAAUGAAGAAGUGGGUAUAUUCGGCAGAAACAUCUCCUCGAGUAAGUGUUGCCUACUCUGCUGAUGAGUGGAGAAAGUCUUGCGAUUCUGAAAGCUCAAUUUAUGAGGCAGUUUUGCAUUGCAAAAGAUCAAUCGGAAAAUGAAUGGAGGCAGAUCCGUUUCAAAUGCACAUGGGAGAGAGGAAAUGGGAGGUUAUCUGCCACUUGUUAUUUGUCCUCUUUCUUCUCUCUUCUUUUUGGGGUGACAAUGUACAUUUGUCCUGUAAGGAAGGUAAAGCUAUGUAAAUGGUUGGUUGGCCAUGGAAUUCUGGCCUGAUGGGGGGGAAAAGACCUUUGCCCUAUUUCGAAAUUUUGUUUUUGUCUUUUUCUUCGAAAGAGUAGGACUAACAACUUAAAGGAAUCCUCUCCUUUAUUCUGUAAAGUUCUGAUUUAAUGAAAAUAAGGAUUAUUUCAUUGAGG